Molecule: messenger RNA, 4146 nt
Organism: Orycteropus afer afer
Lineage: Eukaryota; Metazoa; Chordata; Mammalia; Tubulidentata; Orycteropodidae
Gene: SBNO2
Product: strawberry notch homolog 2
Biological process (GO): regulation of DNA-templated transcription
Cellular component (GO): nucleus
Molecular function (GO): histone binding; chromatin DNA binding
Source: RefSeq, a predicted model, not a curated record
CCCAUGCUUGCGGUGGGCCCUGCCAUGGAUGGGGACUGCCCCCAGCGAGAGCCCCCGCCUGUGAGCAGCAUCCCGUACGGCCGGCCCCCCUGCGGCUCCAGUGCUGAGAACGCAAUGCUGCACUGCGCCUGGUGGAAUGGCUACUUCCCAUCGGCGCCCUACCCAGCCUUCUCCAGUGAGAGCCACCAGCUUGGGCUCCCCGCCUCCUACCUGUACCCAGCCGUGGGCGGCCAGCCCUGCCCAGACACCAGCUACAUUCCCACGGUCUCCACCUAUGGCCCCAGCUUCCUACCAAAGAGCAGCGACUUUCCUCAGGACUCCUCGUGCCUCGACAACAUCUCCAAUGCCUCCAUCUUAUCGUCGUCCGUGGACUCCCUGUCGGACAUCGCAGACACUCCCGACUUCCUGCCAGCCGACAGCCUCAGCCAGGUGCCCACCAUCUGGGACGUGAACACUGCCUCGUCCACCCAAGACAAGCUCUUCCUGCCUAGCGGGCCAUUCCCAGGCCUCGAAGACCCUGUGUCCUCCCUCCCUGCCACCCCACUUCUCAUCAGCUACCAGUCACAGAGCCAGCCAGAGGAAGAGGACGAGGCUGAGGAGGAGGAAGCCGAAGAGCUGGGCCACACGGAAACCUAUGCCGACUACGUGCCCUCCAAGUCCAAGAUUGGAAAGCACCAUCCGGACCGCGUGGUGGAGACCAGCACCCUGUCGAGUGUGCCACCACCCGACGUCACCUACACACUGUCCCUGCCUGCCUCAGCCUUGGACAAUGGGGCGCUGUCCGCCCUGCAGCUGGAGGCCAUCACCUACGCCUGCCAGCAACAUGAGGUCCUGCUCCCCAGUGGUCAGCGGGCCGGCUUCCUCAUCGGGGACGGGGCUGGCGUGGGCAAGGGCCGCACAGUGGCCGGUAUCAUCUUUGAGAACUACCUGAGAGGCAGGAAGAAGUCGCUGUGGUUCAGUGUCUCCAAUGAUCUGAAGUACGAUGCAGAGCGCGACCUGCGGGACAUUGAGGCCCCUGGCAUUGCCGUGCACGCGCUGAGCAAGAUCAAGUAUGGCGACAACACUACCUCAGAGGGCGUCCUCUUCGCCACCUACUCUGCGCUCAUCGGGGAGAGCCAGGCUGGCGGGCAGCACCGCACGCGCAUCCGCCAGAUCCUCGAGUGGUGUGGGCCCGCCUUCGACGGCGUGAUUAUAUUUGAUGAGUGCCACAAAGCCAAAAACGCCAGCUCCACCAAGAUGGGCAAGGCCGUCCUGGACCUGCAGAACAAGCUGCCCCUGGCCAGGGUCGUCUACGCCAGUGCCACAGGUGCCUCUGAGCCACGGAACAUGAUCUACAUGAGUCGCCUGGGCAUCUGGGGGGAAGGCACACCCUUCCGCACCUUCGAGGAGUUCCUGCACGCCAUUGAGAAGAGAGGUGUGGGCGCCAUGGAGAUUGUGGCCAUGGACAUGAAGGUCAGUGGGAUGUACAUCGCACGCCAGCUCAGCUUCUCUGGAGUCACCUUCCGCAUCGAGGAGAUCCCACUGGCCCCAGCCUUUGAGCGCAUCUACAACCGUGCAGCUCUGCUGUGGGCCGAGGCCCUAGGCGUGUUCCAGCAGGCAGCCGACUGGAUUGGCCUGGAGUCUCGCAAGUCUCUGUGGGGCCAGUUCUGGUCGGCCCACCAGCGCUUCUUCAAGUACUUGUGCAUCGCCGCCAAGGUGCGCCGCCUGGUGGAGCUGGCGCGCGAGGAGCUCGCCCGCGACAAGUGCGUGGUCAUCGGGCUGCAGUCCACGGGCGAGGCGCGCACCCGCGAGGUGCUGGAUGAGAACGACGGGCGCCUUGACUGCUUCGUCUCAGCCGCCGAGGGCGUCUUUCUGUCGCUCAUUCAGAAGCACUUCCCUUCAACCAAAAGAAAGCGGGACAGAGCCGCAGGCCCUAAGAGAAAACGGCGGCCACGGUGUCGUGGGGCCAAGGCUUCCCGGCUGAUGUGCGAGGCAGCAGGUGUGAUCCGUAUCAGCGACGACAGCAGCACUGAGUCAGAGGCCGGCCUGGACAGCGACUCCAACUCCUCCCCAGAGUCCCUGGUCGACGACGACGUGGUCAUCGUGGGCACCGUCGGGCUCCCUGUUGACGACCGGGGCUCCCUCGGCCCCUUGCAGCGGGAUGCACAGGGCCCAGCUGUGCUGGAGGUGGUGGAACGGCUGAAGCAGGACCUGCUGGCCAAGGUGCGAGACUUGGGUCGGGAACUGCCUGUCAACACUCUGGAUGAACUCAUCGACCAGCUCGGGGGACCUGAACGGGUGGCAGAGAUGACGGGCAGGAAAGGCCGUGUGGUGUCCAGAGCCGACGGCACCGUGGCCUUUGAGUCACGGGCGGAACAGGGAUUGUCCAUCGACCAUGUGAACCUCAGGGAGAAGGAGCGCUUCAUGAGCGGCGAGAAGCUCGUGGCCAUCAUCUCCGAAGCCUCGAGCUCAGGCGUCUCCCUCCAAGCGGACCGCCGGGUGCAGAACCAGAAGCGGCGGGUCCACAUGACGCUGGAGCUGCCCUGGAGCGCCGACCGUGCAAUACAGCAGUUUGGCCGGACCCACCGGUCCAACCAGGUUUCAGCACCCGAGUAUGUCUUCCUCAUCUCGGAGCUGGCCGGGGAGCGGAGAUUCGCUUCCAUCGUGGCCAAGCGCCUGGAGAGCCUGGGGGCUCUCACCCACGGAGACCGCCGUGCCACCGAGUCCCGGGACCUGAGCAAGUACAACUUCGAGAACAAGUACGGCGCCCGGGCCCUGCACUGCGUCCUUACCACCAUCCUGAGCCAGACUGAGAACAAGGUGCCCCUGCCCCAGGGCUACCCUGGAGGGGAUGCAGCUUUUUUCCGGGACAUGAAGCAAGGCCUGCUGUCGGUCGGCAUCAGUGGCCGGGAGUCCCGCUCUGGCUGCCUGGACGUGGAGAAGGAUUGCUCCAUUACCAAGUUCCUGAACCGCAUCCUGGGCCUGGAGGUGCACAAGCAGAACGCGCUGUUCCAGUACUUCUCGGACACGUUUGACCACCUCAUCGAAGUGGACAAGAAGGAGGGCAAAUACGACAUGGGCAUCCUGGACCUGGCCCCAGGAGUGGACGAGAUCUAUGAGGAGAGCCAGCAGGUGUUCCUCACACCCGGGCACCCCCAAGACGGCCAGGUGGUCUUCUAUAAGAUCAGCGUGGACCGUGGCCUUCGUUGGGAGGAGGCGCUCGCCAAGUCGCUGGAACUGACAGGCGCCUAUGAUGGCUUCUACCUCUCUUACAAGGUACGUGGCAACAAGACCAGCUGCCUCCUGGCGGAGCAGAACCGAGGCAAGUACUUCACUGUGUACAAGCCCAACAUCGGCCGGCAGAGCCAGCUGGAAACCCUGGACAGCCUGUGCCGCAAGUUCCACCGGGUCACGGCGGAGGAGGCCCAGGAGCACUGGGAGAAUAGCUACGUCUUCUCGCUAACACACUGCAGCCACACAGCCUGGAACCGGCACUGCCGGCUCGCACAGGACGGCAAGGACUGCCUGCAGGGCCUGCGCCUGCGCCACCACUACAUGCUGUGCGGGGCGCUGCUGCGCGUGUGGGGCCGCAUAGCCGCAGUCAUGGCGGAGAUCACCAGCAGCAGCUACCUGCAGAUCGUGCGGCUCAAGACCAAGGACCAGAAGAAGCAAGUCGGCAUCAAGGUGCCCGAGAGCUGCGUGCGCCGCGUGCUGCAGGAGCUGCAGCUGAUGGACGCAGACGUGAAGCGUAAGCGCAAGCGCAGCCUGAGCCUUCUCGCGCCUCCGCCGCCCACCCAGCGGCCGCUCGCGCUGCCCUGCGGCCCCGGUGAGGUGCUGGACCUGACCUACAGCCCGCCGGCCGGCCCUCUCCUACCUGCCCCGCACUUCGCCUUCCCGCCGCUGCCCGCGGAGCUGCCGCCGCCCGCCGGGCCCAGCUUACUACUGGGCGCGCCAGAGCCCGGGGCGCUCCCAGACCCCCGCGAUCUGCUGCACCGGAGUUGUGACAUCAACUUCAAGGAGGUGCUGGAGGACAUGCUGCGCUCCCUGCAAACUGUCCCGGCCCCUGAGCCCCCUGGCCCACCGGGAGGCGCUGGCGCCGCGGGGGGCGGUGGGGGGCCAGAGCGGCAGAGUGUCAUCCACUUUGGGCCACCCUUCCACAACUCUUAG